AUGCGCUUUGCCCCUCUCGCAGCGACGGUUGCGUCCCUGGGCGUGGCCAGUGCUGCCGCUAUCAAGGCCAAGGACAACGCUCUGCGUGCCCGCGACACCUGCUCGGAUGUGGUGUUCACCGGUGAGGUGUUGCACCUCUCCGUGAACAUCAUCGAGUACCCUGUCGUGGUCGAUGUCGAGCUUGAGGAGGAUGCCAUUAUCACCAUCGGCAACACGAUCCUUAUCGAUGCUACUCACGCACCCACCCAUCUACACACCACCGUGAUGGCUACGUCUACUUCUACUGUUACCAAGACGACCUCUACUGCUACUAUUACUGCUGCUGGCGUUGACACUACAGCUGGAUCUUCCUUUGGCUCUGGUUCCUCUUCCAACGAGGGCUCCGGAGUUGUUGCUGGCUCCGGUUCUUCGGACUCUGGUUCUUCCAACUUUGGCUCUUCUGGUUCGAGCUCCUCCGGCUCUGGUUCGUCUGGAGUCGUUGCUGGCUCCGGUUCUUCUGACUCUGGCCCCUCUGGCUCCAGCUCCAGCUACUCAACUUAG
This is a messenger RNA of Aspergillus homomorphus CBS 101889, 540 nucleotides long. RefSeq lists its product as uncharacterized. The coding region runs from base 1 to 540 and encodes 179 amino acids. NCBI's taxonomy places the organism in Eukaryota, Fungi, Ascomycota, Eurotiomycetes, Eurotiales, Aspergillaceae. The record is from RefSeq and is a predicted model, not a curated record. The transcript has a single exon.